This is a messenger RNA of Staurois parvus, 314 nucleotides long. NCBI's taxonomy places the organism in Eukaryota, Metazoa, Chordata, Amphibia, Anura, Ranidae. The record is from the annotation of a GenBank genome assembly.
CAACGGAAAGAGCCGAAGAUGUCGGCUCGGUCAUGUGAUCAGCUGUGUCCAAUCACAGCUGAUCACAUGUAAACAGGGAAAUGCCAGUUAUUGGCAUUUCUCUCCUCACAAACUCAGUGCCACCUGUCAGUACCCAUCAGUGCCAGCUGUCAGUGCUCAUCCAUGCCACCUGCCAGUGCCCAUCAGUGGCACAUCAAUGCCACAUAUCAGUGCCUACCAGUGCACAUCAAUACCAUAUAUCAGUGCCCAUCUGAGCUGCCUUUCAGUGCCACCCAUCAGUGCCUGUCAGUGCCACCUAUCAAUGCCAGUCAGUG